AUGUUUAUGGAAAGAAUUGAUGCGAAUUUUCGAUCUUACUUUAUUCUUUUAUGUGCUGGCCAAUGGUUUGGUAUGCAACUCAGCCAUAUAGUAACCGUAAUCACAUUGGUUACUGCUAUUCUUUCGGUAGUGUUACGUCAUACAAUCGAUCCAUCGGCAGCCGCUCUUAGCAUCACCUACUGCAUCAUUGUAACAAAUCUCUUCCAAUGGGCUGUACGACAAUCAGCCGAAGCUGAAAACCUUAUGACUAAUACUGAACGUAUUCAUGAAUAUGGUGAACUUGUGCCAGAAAGCAAUGAAAACAAUAGUAAAACUAAAGUACUCGUUCAACCACCAGAUGAUUGGUGUUCUCGUGGUAUUAUCGAAUUCAAAGACUACAGAUUUCGCUAUCGACCAGAACUGGAUCCUGCACUGAAAAGUAUUAAUCUACGAGUUGAAUCCAAGGAAAAGAUUGGAGUGAUUGGCCGAACAGGAUUUAGUUUUACUUUGAAAAUGAAAUCUUAA
Molecule: messenger RNA, 504 nt
Organism: Rotaria sp. Silwood1
Lineage: Eukaryota; Metazoa; Rotifera; Eurotatoria; Philodinida; Philodinidae
Source: the annotation of a GenBank genome assembly